Suillus bovinus is the source of this 749-nucleotide messenger RNA. RefSeq lists its product as uncharacterized. The record is from RefSeq and is a predicted model, not a curated record. Bases 193 to 645 code for a protein of 150 amino acids. Lineage: Eukaryota; Fungi; Basidiomycota; Agaricomycetes; Boletales; Suillaceae. The transcript has 3 exons.
CGAUAUGACACACCUAUGUUGCUAUCAACCAGAUGCUCCUUCACCAAGUCCGAACUGAGGAGGGGAUUCCAAGCUCCGACUCAACUUUGUUUAGCGAGCGACUUAGUCCGGUACAACAUUGGAUGUAAGUCAGGUUCUGAAGGUUGAGGAAGCCCUAUGUUCGAGCUGCAGUCCUGGUAAGGAGUGACGCAGAUGUAUCAGGGCAGGAACACUUGCCUCCCUGAUAGCAACUCCGCUGAAGGUUCGCCAUUUAUAUUCUCCCUGUCUUGUUGUCCUACGGUAUCAUUUUGCGGGGGAGGCUGUUCAUCGUUGAGGUUAUACCACUAUAUUGGAUCCCAAGAAAAGCUAGUGAAAAUGGCAAGAGUCUGGGAUGAGCGGACAGAGCAGAGUGGUGGUAGCAAGUUGGUUAGGCAGCAUGACGAACAUGUGCACGUGCUUGCGAGCGUUGACGCCGAGAAUUUUCGUGAGAGUGGAUUAGGGUCAAAUAUAGUUUCCAUAACGAGUAUAGUCAGACCGAACCAAAGAAGAAAGUUGCGCUCGACUCUCGAGAUUGAUGUCAAUGUUCUGAGUUGCUGGCCUGCUGCGCCUGCGAUUUUGUUGACACUCGUGUUCACAGUAUCGAAGAUGUCAAAUUCUAGACUCUAGAUAUCCCAUGACCUCAGACUCGAUGAUCAAUUGACUUUAGCAUGACUGUACCAUCAAGCUCACCUCACCUUCAACCUACGUUUCAGGCGCACUUGUCAUCCUGA